Messenger RNA from Aspergillus uvarum CBS 121591, 444 nucleotides. RefSeq lists its product as uncharacterized. Lineage: Eukaryota; Fungi; Ascomycota; Eurotiomycetes; Eurotiales; Aspergillaceae. The record is from RefSeq and is a predicted model, not a curated record. Bases 1 to 444 code for a protein of 147 amino acids. The transcript has 2 exons.
AUGGGAAACCUCUGCUCGAAGUCCUCCAACGAGCCCGACGCCUUCGCCCAACCGGGUCGCGUCCUCGGCGCGAACACCGACCCGACCACCACCGCCCCCUCCGGCCCCCGCGCACCGCUCCCCAAAUCCACCUCGCACACCAACUGGGGCUCCGGGUCGGGGGGAAGGACCGUCGGAGGUGGAGCGGGGGCUGGCUCUGGCUCCGGCGGAGCGAAUACCUCAUCGGCACCGGGUGCUGGCACCGCGGACGCGCGGGCCAAUGCUGCGUUGGCGGCGCAGAGACGCGCCGAGUCAGCGAAUCACUCGGCCAACAAGGGCAAAUUGGGGUCCAAGUUGGCCGCCCAGAAGACGCAGACCCAGGCGCAGACGUUGAGUGAGGCGAGUCGUGCGGAGGUGGCGGCGCGUGAUGCGGAUGGGGCGGCUGAGGCACGGCGGUGGCAGUGA